GUAGUAAGUAAAACGAAAAACACAGCCUUAAAAAAGUCAUAUCCCCGUCCAAACAAACACCAAUAACGGGAGAGCUGACGUCACCGCCGGUCACGAUGCACGGCAAUCAUCAUCCCAGGCCCAGCUACCUUACCCGUUUCUCCCCUCUCUUUCUCAACAGCCCGAUUGUUUUCCUGUCUUAUCCUACACCCCCUUCCCCUCCGGCGCACGUUAGCACUUUUCCUUUCUCUCCCUCCUUCACAUGGACCCCGCCACCUGGUCCAUCAUUCUCCACCACAGCCGCGCCGGCGGCGGCCGCGAAGACUGUUGGAGCGAAGGCGCUACAGAAACAUUAAUCGAAGCAUGGGGAGAUCGUUACGUUAAUCUAAACCGCGGGAAUCUCCGUCAAAAAGACUGGAAAGAAGUCGCCGACGCUGUUAAUUCCCGUCAAAACGGCGUCAAACCAAAAAAGACUGACAUCCAAUGCAAGAACCGAAUCGACACUUUAAAAAAAAAGUACAAAAUCGAAAAAGCUAAACCACCUCCGUCAAAAUGGCCGUUUUAUUAUCGUUUAGAUUCACUCGUCGGUGUUAACAACCAUCCUACCAAAAGAAAACCUAACGCCGUUACUUUGACUGUUAAACGAAAGCCAGCGGUUUACUCCUCUACAGAGACGACGUCCUUUCAUGAGGAGGAGGAGGAUGUAGGGUUUGAUGAGAGAGUAAUAAAGAAAGAGCAUAGAAUGGAGGAUGUCGAUUGUUCAGAUGGAGCUGCGUGUAGAGAAUUAGCGAGAGCGAUAUUGAAAUUUGGAGAGAUAUAUGAGAGAAUUGAGAGUUCUAAACAGCAACAAAUGUUUGAAUUAGAGAAACAGAGAAUGGAGUUUACUAAAGAAGUUGAGUUUGAGAGGUUGAAUUUGUUUAUGGAUGCUCAAUUGGAGCUCGAAAAACAGGCAUUAAAGCGCGCCAAAUAUGCCUCUUCUACUCCAGGGAAGAAGUUGUAAAUGGGGUCACAUUCAAUUCUAAAGGUGUGCUACCAUCUGCCAAUCUUCACGAAAAGCCUCUUUUGAUCACUAGCUGAAGACUGGAAGUUUUCUGUCACAUCAUCCGAAUGCUAUUAUGUUACAGAUUUAGCUUUGAAGCUUCUGUAGAUGGUUAGUGUGCAGUGUAUGUAUUGUUGUAGCAUUAUUCAGUAUAAAUGAUUAUGUUAUUCCUACUACAAAUUAUGUAUCUAGAACUGUAACCCAUGUUUACAUUCUUAGGCAUCUUAGUGUUCUUCAAGCGAUGAAUAUGUUAUUAGAUUGUAUCUGAAUAAAGGUGAUGCUGAUUGGAUUUGUCUCCUA
Molecule: messenger RNA, 1318 nt
Organism: Ricinus communis (castor bean)
Lineage: Eukaryota; Viridiplantae; Streptophyta; Magnoliopsida; Malpighiales; Euphorbiaceae
Product: trihelix transcription factor ASIL2
Exons: 2
Coding region: 242-979 (245 amino acids)
Cellular component (GO): nucleus
Molecular function (GO): transcription cis-regulatory region binding
Source: RefSeq, a predicted model, not a curated record